AUGAAUUCAUUUGUUUCGAGAUUUGGAAAACACUUUUUCCUAAGCAAUGCGAUUAACAUUCAAACCAAACCCCUCUCUGCGUCCAUUUUGGGGCCGUUGGGUCUGAACUUGCGCCAGAGGAUCCCCACACAGCCCGCACGCUUUUUUUCUCGAACUUCUGAGAUUAAGUCAAGCUGGAGGGAUGUGUUCAAUGGAGCGGGAGCCAGCCGCUAUGCCAGGCUUAACCGUUUCCAGCAGUUCGAAAAAGGGAGCAGAAACACGAAUAACCCAUUCUCGAAUAACAGCCUGCGGAACGUCACUAUUGCCGGCGCACUCUUCAUGGGCGGUACAUAUUUCGGCCUGCCGUAUCUUUUUGACAAUGUACCGCCAUUCACAUACUUUAGGGCGCAUCCUUCGAGCUUGGUCUACGGCUUGAUUGGUCUAAACUGCGGUGUGUUUGCCCUAUGGCGCGUUCCUCAGUGCUGGAGGUUUCUACAAAGAUACAUGCUGCUGGAGAAGGACCAUAUUUACAGUAAGUGGUCACUGAUAGGCAGUGCAUUUUCUCAUCAGGAAGUUUGGCACUUAGGAAUGAAUAUGCUCGCGCUCUGGUCCUUUGGUACCACGGUUGCCACCAUGCUUGGACCAGCCAACUUCAUGUCGCUCUACCUAAACAGCGCGCUCGCGGGCUCGCUUCUUUCUCUCUGGUAUCCACGCAUUGCGCGUAUUUCGAUGAUGGCGCCAAGUUUGGGAGCCAGUGGCGCCCUUUUUGGAGUGUUCGGGUGCUUCUCCUACCUUAUUCCACAUGCCAAAAUCAUGUUAUUUGUGUUCCCUAUCCCAGGUGGAGCAUGGCUCGCCUUCUUGGGCUCCAUGGUGUGGAACGCUGCUGGUUGCGCUUUGAGAUGGGGUUCCUUUGAUUACGCGGCGCACCUUGGUGGGUCAGUGGCCGGUAUAGUUUACGCAUACUUGAUUUCAGAGCAACUCAAGAAGGAGAAGGCGCGCCGUAUGCAGCGUUUUUCUGUGUUUUAA
Lachancea thermotolerans CBS 6340 is the source of this 1005-nucleotide messenger RNA. It is a transcript of the gene PCP1, whose product is annotated as rhomboid protease PCP1. The transcript has a single exon. Gene Ontology annotation, molecular function: serine-type endopeptidase activity. Lineage: Eukaryota; Fungi; Ascomycota; Saccharomycetes; Saccharomycetales; Saccharomycetaceae. Bases 1 to 1005 code for a protein of 334 amino acids. The record is from RefSeq and is a predicted model, not a curated record. Gene Ontology annotation, cellular component: membrane.